AUGGCAAAUAAAUUUUGUUUUGAAGCCUUAGACAGGACCUUGCGAGAUAUCCUCCGAGUAAAAUAUGAAAACAGCUCAGAUAAACCAUUUGGAGGCCUUACAAUCAUAUUUGGUAGUGAUUUUCGUCAAAUACUACCAGUGAUUCCAAAAGGAACACGAGUUGAUAUUCUAGAUGCAUCACUCAACUCCUCAUAUUUGUGGCCAUUCUUUACAAUUUAUGAGCUGAAACAAAAUAUGCAACUUUGUUGUGGAAGAGUAUCUGAUUCUGAGGCCGUUGAAAUUACUACUUUCGACAAAUGUUCAGCUAAAGCAAAAAUUACCUUAUGGGAAGAACUUGGGGAGAAGUUUUCUCCUUAUUUGUAUAACAAUGAUGCUGGCCCAUAUAUAGUGAUAGUGACUUCUACAACGGUGAAAGAAUUUUAUGGUGAGGUUAGCUUCUCCACCACCUAUGCAAGCAAAAUCUAUGUAAAUCUUGAUAUAGAUUACAUAAGAUCUUUGGCUCCAAAAUUUUCCACCAUGUCCACAGAACUUCAAGUUAUCGAAAGCUCUAAUGUUAACAGUCUUCCUAUUGAGGAAGAGAUGUUUAUGAACCGUAUGGACAUUAAGGAGUUGUUGGAGGCUGAAUGGAGCUCUGAACUACAGGAUCGUUACGCUAUUUCAUGGUAUUUAUUUAAAACUGUAGGAAUACAUUGUUACCGUGAAGAGCAAGAUAAAGGAAAUAGAUAA
Solanum verrucosum is the source of this 726-nucleotide messenger RNA. RefSeq lists its product as uncharacterized. The transcript has 4 exons. The record is from RefSeq and is a predicted model, not a curated record. The coding region runs from base 1 to 726 and encodes 241 amino acids. Gene Ontology annotation, biological process: telomere maintenance; DNA repair. Gene Ontology annotation, molecular function: DNA helicase activity. Lineage: Eukaryota; Viridiplantae; Streptophyta; Magnoliopsida; Solanales; Solanaceae.